AUGAUCAUGAUCUUACUUCAGACUUUGUGUAUCCUCGUGUUGUCAGCUGUAAGCACAAUACGUGCUGAAGGCGAGGUCAGAUGUAGUCAAAACUGCACAUGCCUCCUGUUGGAGAAUGUUUUUAUUCAAGCCAAUUGCUCUCGCCUAGGGUGGACCACUAUACCCCCCGACCUUCCUUACACUCUAAAGCUUCUGGAUCUGUCUCACAACCGUCUCACUUCCCUGACAUUCAAAGAUUUGUCUAAAGUGAAGAAUCUCAUUCAUCUGAACGUCUCGUUCAACAACAUCACGACUCUAGAAGACCGGUCUUGGAACAUAAUCGGGCAAACAUAUGAUCUGGACUUUGAUUGCGGUAACACUGAUGUUGGCAAAGGAAGCUUGCAGCUGCCAACUGGUGACAGAAAAGAGAAAGACGUGGUUUUAAAGAAGACACUUUCAUCCAUUAGAUACCUAGGUCAGUGGUGGCUUCAGACACUCGAUAUAAGUAAUAAUCUGUUAACAGAUAUUGCAAACAACACGUUUAGGUGUCUGACACUCUUACAGACACUAAAUAUUUCACACAAUGCUAUAACUACUCUUAAUCCAAUGCCCUUUAGUGGUCUACGCAGUCUUGUCUACUUAGAUUUGAGCGACAAUCGUAUCCCACUUUCUGCAGAAAGUUACCCAGAAGAAGUAUUCUCUCCACUGGGAAACCUUAGGGAUCUGAGCCUUCUUGGAAAUAAAAUUCCACAAGGGAGAGGUUGGGCACAUAAUCUGACAUUUGCGUACCCGUCUAGCUGGAGUUAUCCGGAUAAAGCUCUACAGCAUCUGACUUCCUUGCAGACUCUACACAUUGAUGGUUUACCAGGAGAUGCCAUUCCUGGUACAGGCUUUAAAAAACUGACUCAGCUAAGUUUUCUUGACAUAGGCAGUUUUAGAGGACUGUGCACUUUAGGAUCAUUACCUGAAUAUUUCUUUUCCAAUAUUGCCACAAAAAAGCCUAUCCACGUAUCAUUGCAAUCGUGCAAGCUGUCAUCUAUUCACCCUGACGCGUUUUCCUAUCUUCCUACUCUAACCAGCCUUAGUUUGCGCAACAACCAUAUUCUAGGAUUUGACAAAUUCAUGGAAGGCUCUCUCAGCCUUAACAAAACUCGCAUUAAAACACUGGAUUUAACUAGGAUUAACCUCUGGAGACGGAGAUAUGUUAAACUCCUGGCUCAGUGGUUUCAGCACUUGCAGUAUACGUCGUUGGAAACGCUUAUUGUAGACAACAAUGGCAUUAUGGAUAUUGAACUCAAGUUAGCCGUUAUUUUGCCCAGAUCUUUAAAAAUGUUUUCCCUGGCAAACAACAAAAUAAUCUGGAUACGGGAAAUUUUCACCAUAUACUGGCUGGAAAAUUUACAAAUUAUUGAUCUCAGUAUUCAGAAUAAAUUCACAGAGUAUGGGUUAGCGAAGAAAAUAGAUACAUUUGAGUAUACAGAAUCCGGUUCAAACUUGUAUGAACUUUCGGAUGGAAUAAAUCUCUCUUCCGCUGCUCAAAAAGAGAAGCCGGAUGACAAUUCGACAAUAACCUCUAAUGAGACUUCCGCUUACCGGUCGUCACUGAUUAAUCGAAGAAAAGAUCCAGAUAUUAGUUACGAUUUGAUAUCACAUGAUACUUUGCGCCAGUUACAGACAUCUGUAUGUCCAUCUAUAAAGGCAAGGAAUAUUACAUGGUCAGACAAAGACGUAGUAUACGUGAUUUCAAGACCUAAUGGACUCCAGCGCAUGCGCAGACUUGUCACACGGCAAAAUAUUUCCGUCUCUAAACCAUUUUCAAAUCCAAUUCCAAUUCCGAGAAGCUUGAAGAAAAUAUACCUGAAUGAAGCUAAACUUGGCCUUGCGAUACCCAAGCUUUCAUUUCUAAACAACGUUUUAGAACAUUUGGAAUUAGCAGAUAACUUCCUUUACUGUUUCGACGGUCCAAUGUAUGGGCUUAGGAAUUUAAAGUAUUUGGACUUAUCUAAUAACUACUGCAUCGCUCUCAAUCCGCUGUUUUUCUCAGACAUGCCUAAGCUGGAAACACUGCUACUCACUUUCAACACCCUCGGUCCUUCGUUGGAGACUGAUGAGAACGGUACUACUUUUUCUAACAUGGCAAGUCUCAAGUAUAUUGACAUAUCGCACAAUGAUAUUCGAGUUUUACACCAAGAUGCAUUUUCCAACACGGGUAAUCUUCAAACUAUUCUGCUAAACAACAAUGCCAUUAAUGAAUUCAACACUAACAUAGGCCAUUUGAUCAAUCUUACACUGUUGGACCUAUCCGGAAAUGCCAUAUCCACGGUCUCGCACGCAACAAUGGAGAAUAUUGAAAACAUUUUGUCUGUGAGCCCGACUUUGAAAAUAGACAUUUUAAAUAAUCCCCUCCGAUGUGAUUGCACAACUAUUGCUUUUUUAAACUGGUUUCAGCUUAGAAAAGUGAUUUUUCGCAGACGCAGUUUAUACAAGUGUCAGUUUAUAAAUGGGACACAUGUCAAAUUGGAAGAUAUUGCUGAAUUUUACACCCCGCUGUGGAAAAGAUGCAAUGGUACAACUUUUCUCGUGCUGGCGCUCUCAGGGUUAUUCUUGAUGUUGAUUCUCUGGUCAGGUUUCGGCAUCUACUGCAUCUACAGAGUAAAGCUAUUAUUCUACAUCUACAUUAGCAAGCGACUUUACGAUGAUGACGAACCGCAAUGGAGACGUUUUGUUUUUAAUGUUGUACGUCCUUCAUUGGAAGACAGGGGCGUGUCGUGUUUCAUCAGCGAGAUCGAACCCAUGGCCGGCAAGCCUUUGAAGAUGACUGACAGCAUCACUUCUGUUCAUCUAUCCACAGCUAAGAAGACACUAGUGCUGCUCACCAGGGACCUCUUUGUGAUAGAGGACCAUGAACUUGAGGUCAACAUGGCCAUGCUGUCAGAGGAGAUGCGCAUGUCCAAAGUUUUAUAUUUUUUGUUGCUCGAGGAUUGUCCGCCCGACUGUUUUCCCCCACAUUUGAGAGAAUGUAUUGAGAAGACUAGACCAGUCGUCUACAAUAGGAAUAAUCCUCAGUUUUGGGAUCACUUUGCCAGAAUGAUAAAGUCACCGUCGCUCUUCUAA
Molecule: messenger RNA, 3093 nt
Organism: Candidula unifasciata
Lineage: Eukaryota; Metazoa; Mollusca; Gastropoda; Stylommatophora; Geomitridae
Source: the annotation of a GenBank genome assembly